Messenger RNA from Cadophora gregata, 438 nucleotides. RefSeq lists its product as uncharacterized. The transcript has 3 exons. The record is from RefSeq and is a predicted model, not a curated record. NCBI's taxonomy places the organism in Eukaryota, Fungi, Ascomycota, Leotiomycetes, Helotiales, Ploettnerulaceae. The coding region runs from base 1 to 438 and encodes 145 amino acids.
AUGCCGCUAUUGAAUCACUUCCAUGGAAUGUUUGAGCCACAUCCGGAAGAUAGGCUUCACCUACGACUACAUCGGGCUAGGAGUGUGGUGUUGACAGCACAAGAACUCGUUGAGAUACGUGCCGCACAACGGACGUUUGAAGGGGCAUAUAUUCGUACUGCAUUGGGACAGUUCUCAUUCGCGCUGGUGGUUCUCAAGAUUUUUACAGCCGAGUUCUAUAGUAUUGGUGCGCUGUUCGCUACGUACGGGGUUGGUGUCUUGAUGGUGAGUUUGUAUAGGAGGUAUGAGGGCAACAGACAGUUCUUUAGUGAGGUGGGUGAGGAUGGGUUGGGAAGGAAGAGAUUCAGGACAAGUGGGAAUGCGGUGGUUAUAUUGACGGCUUUGAGUGUGGGUGCGUAUGCAAGCUUGAUUGUUUUGACGGCUAGGUUGGAAAGUUGA